This is a messenger RNA of Penicillium salamii, 594 nucleotides long. NCBI's taxonomy places the organism in Eukaryota, Fungi, Ascomycota, Eurotiomycetes, Eurotiales, Aspergillaceae. The record is from the annotation of a GenBank genome assembly.
AUGGUUUGCUCAGCAUCUACUAUAUUAGAUGCUCUCCACCUCCAUAGCUUCUUUUCCUUCUUCUUCUUCUUCUUACUCAAGCUCUCCAUUUUACUCUCUCAUCACAAAGUUUCUUCCUAUCUCUCCAUAUCUACCUUCCUCUCUCAUGAAAUGUGGUGCAGUCAAAACCCAACAAGCCAGAGAACCAAAAAUUUACCCCUCCAUCCCCCCACCAUCAACAUAUCCGCCAUGGCAAACCUAGAGAGCUUGCCAGUAGAGAUCAUAGAAAUCAUCAUCAAGAACUUUGAAUAUUCUAUCGAUCUCUGCGCAUUUUCACAAGUGAAUCACCGCCAUUAUCUCAUCACUUCCAAAGAGUUGAACCGCCGCAUCUGCCAGGACCCUCUUCUUCCUCAAGACGAACUUGAUGGAAGCCCUCUUCACUCAGCAGCAAUAUCUGGGAAUGAGCCCUGUAUACGAAGGAUGUUACAGGCAGGUUAUCGGCCUGAUCCUCGCGUUGACCGGGUGUGGGAUCCAGUCAUCCUUGCAGCGCAAGGAGGACACACAGAGAUUGUGAAGAUCCUACUUGAGAACGGCGUCGAUUCCAACACGACCUAA